AUGUCACAAGUAAUUGGCACAACCCGCCUAGCCUACUCGCGAGUAUGGCACCAAGUAUCAGCCAAAGCCCCUCACGCCGGUCUCACGACGAAAAAGGCGGCCGUGGCCGCUGCCGCCGCCGCCGCGGCCACGACCAACACAACAAGACCAACCCCGUUGAGCGCCACAACCGCCGACACCGACGUGACGCCGCCCUCCCUCGGGCGUCUGGCGUCGCGCAUCGCCGUGCUGCUCAUGGGCAAGCACAAGCCGACGUUUGACCCGUCGACCGACUGCGGCGACUACGUGGUGGUGACGGACUGCGCGGCGCUGCACACGACGGGGCACAAGAAGUGGCGCAAGACGUACUACCGGCACAACACGCGGCCCGGCAGCCUGCGCGCCGUCACCAUGGAUGUGCUCAUGGAGAAGCACGGCGGCGCCGAGGUCCUGCGCAAGGCGGUGAGCGGCAUGCUCCCCAAGAACAGGCUCCGCGACAGGCGUCUUGCGCGCCUCAAGGCGUUUGAGGGCGGCGCGCACCCGUACGCGGACAAUAUUGUGCGCUUUGGUGGCGUGCCGGUCGGGGACCGGGGAUGGGAGGCCGUGGUGGAAAGCAUACGCGCGGCGGACAAGGAGAGGUUAUAG
Molecule: messenger RNA, 624 nt
Organism: Cordyceps militaris CM01
Lineage: Eukaryota; Fungi; Ascomycota; Sordariomycetes; Hypocreales; Cordycipitaceae
Product: 50S ribosomal protein L13
Exons: 2
Coding region: 1-624 (207 amino acids)
Biological process (GO): negative regulation of translation; translation
Cellular component (GO): mitochondrial large ribosomal subunit; ribosome
Molecular function (GO): mRNA binding; structural constituent of ribosome
Source: RefSeq, a predicted model, not a curated record